GCGAAAAAUACGCAAAGCCCGAGCCCGAGUCUAGUAAAAAAUCAUUCGGGCUAGCUAAAAAGGCAGGGCACAUAGUCCGACGGUCUUGCAUUGUUUGGGAAACCGAAAUGAUUAUAAAUAGCAUUUUAAACACAAUGACUGGGAGGGAUAUAACAUAUUGAUUUUCUUCGAGGUAUUGACACGGGAUUUUCCAAUAUACGUCCGAUACUAUUUAUAACCGCCGAGAGGGGUAUAGCAUAUUGAUUUUUUUCGGGGUAUUGACACUGGUAUUUCCAAAACGCCAGAGGGGUAAGCUUAUUGAAAUAAUGCAUAGACAUUUUAAGCCAAUCAAAUACCGCGUUAUUAAAAUGUCAAAAUGGCGCACAUUUUGAAGUGGACGCCGGGCUCUAAGCCAGGAAAACGUUUAAAGAUUGAAGAAAGCACAACAACACCGAAAAAGGAAUAUGAAAAGAAAAGGAUACGAAGUUUUCAAAGCCAUUGGAGGGUGGGGAGGGAAUGGUUGAAAUUUGAAAACGGAAGAAUGUAUUGUGAAGUGUGUGAAGGGAACGGUGACAUCAACAAUAAUUUUGUGGUCGGAUGUACUAAUUUCAAGCUUGAAGCGGUUGUCUCGCAUAACAAGUCAAAGUGCCACACACAGUCAGUUCUUAAAAUUCAGAAACCGAUUUCAGAGAGUGACACUUUGAAAACCAAGAGUGGAAGGCUCUUCUCCAGUUAAAACAGGCAGAAAGAUCUAAGCUAACUGUGUUGUUUAAGAAUGCACAUGCUGUAGCUAAACACAAUUUGUCUUUCAAGACUUACAAUGUACUUUGUGCCCUUGACAAAAGCAAAGGAAUUGAUAUAGGCAAUACAUAUUUGAAUGACAAAUCUUGUGCAGAUUUUAUUUAACACAUUGCUUCAACAGAAUAUUCAAAUACAAAACAGUUGUUUCAGAAUUCACCUUUUGUUAGCUUCUCUUGUGAUGGUACCUCCGAUUUUACAGGUGACGAGUACGAAAGUUUAUUCUUAAAAACAUCAAACAUUGGGAAAAUAACAGAAAGAUUUGUAAGCGUAGGUUAGUACAAUUGCAAAGAAAUAAUACAUGUUAUAAUAAAAAUUAUUUAAAUAUUUUCAGUGAAUGAAUAAACUACAGGAACUAAAAUAUAAAUGCAGACUAAUGGUAAUGUAAUUUUAAAGAAUAUUAUCCUAACUAAAAUGAACAGUUCUUGGAAAUAAAUCUAGAUUUUGUUAAUGCAUGACAUGUGCUCAAAUGAUGUAAUUUAUACAUGUUUACAGGAACACCCACAUCAUCUACUGGAAAAGACAUCUUCGACUACAUUGAUUCAAGCUUAAAAAACCUAGAUGAUGGCAGUGAGACUUACUGGAAUAAAAUUGCUGGCUUCUGCUCUGAUGGUGCGUCAAACAUGCAAGGUAAAAACAUGGGUGUUGCAGCAUUUGUGAGGCAACAAAAUAGGGAGACAUUGGUGAUGCACUGUAUGGCUCAUCGUGUUGAGCUUGCUUACAAAGAUGCAGUAAAAAAGUUGAAGCUAUACGACAAAGCAGUAACAUUGCUAUUAGGACUGUAUUACUUGUACAGGAAAAGUCCAAAGAUGAAGCAGGAGCUCAAGCGGUCAUUCAGUAUCUUAGAUAAAAGGGUGGUACUGCCAACAAGGAUAGGAGGAACCAGAUGGUUGCCACAUAUCUAUCGGGCUAUUUCUGUUUUUUUGAAAGGUUAUCAAGCUUUCAAGCUUCAUUUGGAAACCUCGUCGCAUAAAAAUCCGAAAGCUGAUGGACUUGCAAGAAUCCUCCUUGAUGCUUCUGUGUUUGUUUUCAUUCUGGAUCUUAAGGUCAUUCUUCAGCCCUUGAUAAAACUAUCAUUGAUGUUACAAGAAAGAUCAUCGACUCUUGCGGACAACUUCUACAUAUUACAAGCAACCACAGAUGCUCUUAUGCAUAUGAAAAGCAAGGUAUGGUGAGGAAGAAGUAAUAGCUGCUUUUUCAGAAGCUUUUCAAUGACUCUUCGCAAUGGUGGUCUUAGUGAAGAUUGCACUGAAGACAGUAUCUUACAAGAGUGGGUCUUCUUGAAGUCACUUGUGUACAACAGGUAAUUCUAGUUAUUUCAAAGGAUAUAUACAUUCCCAUUGCCUUCAAAGUGUGAUAAAGAAGUAGAUACCAUUUAAACAAUUUAAAACCAAUAAAUAAUACUAUUGCAAAAACAUAACACAACAAGACUUUGGAAUGAAGAUUGAUCAGAAAAAAAGUUACAUUAUUUUAACAGCAACAUUUCUGCAUUGUAAUACAGCUUCAU
Messenger RNA from Ruditapes philippinarum (Manila clam), 2284 nucleotides. RefSeq names its product E3 SUMO-protein ligase KIAA1586-like. The transcript is spliced from 5 exons. Gene Ontology annotation, molecular function: protein dimerization activity. Bases 1263 to 1952 code for a protein of 229 amino acids. The record is from RefSeq and is a predicted model, not a curated record. NCBI's taxonomy places the organism in Eukaryota, Metazoa, Mollusca, Bivalvia, Venerida, Veneridae.